Dipodomys spectabilis (banner-tailed kangaroo rat) is the source of this 3457-nucleotide messenger RNA. RefSeq names its product OTU deubiquitinase 7B (gene Otud7b). The transcript has 12 exons. The coding region runs from base 502 to 3021 and encodes 839 amino acids. The record is from RefSeq and is a predicted model, not a curated record. Gene Ontology annotation, molecular function: cysteine-type deubiquitinase activity; DNA binding; K63-linked polyubiquitin modification-dependent protein binding. Gene Ontology annotation, biological process: protein K48-linked deubiquitination; protein deubiquitination involved in ubiquitin-dependent protein catabolic process; protein K11-linked deubiquitination. Lineage: Eukaryota; Metazoa; Chordata; Mammalia; Rodentia; Heteromyidae. Gene Ontology annotation, cellular component: cytoplasm; nucleus.
GGGAAGAGGGAGGAGGGCGGGAGGGAGAGUGGAGGCCCGGGGGCGGCUUGGGUGUCACCACCAACCCGCUCCGGCCGGAAACUGGCGCUUGUUUCCGGCCGGACGGCUGAAAGCCAGCGAUCCUGAACCAGCCGCCGGAGUCGGAGUGGGCGACCGGGUUCCGUGGAGCAGGCAAAAAGACAAAAAAAAAAAAAAAGAGAGAGAGAGAGAGAGAAAAGAUCCACGGGGAGGCCAGUCCCGAUCAGUCCCGCCUAGCUCCGGCUCAGAUCCUGUGUGGAGCGCCUGCCGCGGUCUCAGUGUCCGCCACCACCUCCACCUCCAUCGUCGUCGGGGGAGGGGCCGGCCGGACCCCUGGGUCACUGCCGCGGAAUGAGGAGAGGCGGCCGGGCCCCGCUCUCCGCCCUGGCCUAGGGCCUGGCCCCGAGAGUCGCGAGGGUAGGGGCCUGAAUUUUGAUCUAUGUCCUGCCUACAUCCAGCUGCCUGAAAGUACUUGAUGAUCACAUGACCCUGGACAUGGAUGCUGUUCUGUCAGAUUUUGUCCGUUCAACAGGAGCAGAGCCAGGGCUUGCCCGAGAUCUUCUGGAAGGAAAGAAUUGGGAUGUGAGUGCUGCCCUCAGUGAUUUUGAGCAGCUGCGGCAAGUCCAUGCUGAGAACCUGUCCCCACCCUUUAGUGGAGGGAGUAGCGGCCCCAAGUCUCCUGAAAGAGGAUGUUCUGAUAGAGAGUCCACCCGCCCUCCCCGACCCAUCCUCCAGCGGCAGGAUGACAUCGUUCAAGAAAAACGCCUGUCUAGGGGCAUCUCUCACGCGAGCUCCAGCAUUGUUUCCCUGGCCCGGUCCCAUGUCUCCUCCAAUGGUGGGGGUGGGGGGAGCAAUGAGCACCCCCUGGAAACGCCCAUCUGUGCCUUCCAGCUUCCAGAUCUCACUGUGUACAAUGAAGACUUCCGUAGCUUCAUAGAGAGAGACCUCAUUGAGCAGUCCAUGCUGGUUGCCUUGGAACAGGCAGGGCGUUUGAACUGGUGGGUUAGUGUGGACCCUACCUGUCAGAGGCUGCUUCCUUUGGCAACUACUGGUGAUGGGAACUGCCUCCUGCAUGCAGCCUCUCUUGGGAUGUGGGGUUUCCACGAUCGGGACUUGAUGCUGAGGAAAGCUUUAUAUGCACUGAUGGAGAAGGGAGUGGAGAAGGAAGCGCUGAAAAGACGCUGGAGAUGGCAGCAAACACAGCAGAAUAAAGAGUCAGGACUGGUAUACACAGAGGACGAAUGGCAAAAGGAAUGGAAUGAACUGAUAAAGCUUGCUUCAAGUGAACCUCGAAUGCAUCUAGGUACCAACGGAGCCAAUGGUGGCGGGGUAGAGAGUUCCGAGGAGCCUGUAUAUGAGAGCCUAGAAGAGUUCCACGUCUUUGUUCUUGCUCAUGUGCUUCGGAGACCCAUAGUGGUCGUGGCAGACACCAUGCUGAGGGAUUCUGGUGGGGAAGCAUUUGCCCCCAUUCCCUUUGGAGGAAUCUACCUCCCCUUGGAAGCUCCCGCCAGCCAAUGUCACCGAUCCCCUCUGGUGCUUGCCUACGAUCAGGCCCACUUUUCUGCACUUGUGUCCAUGGAGCAGAAGGAGAAUGCCAAGGAACAAGCUGUAAUCCCACUCACAGAUUCGGAGCAUAAGCUGCUUCCCUUGCACUUUGCUGUGGACCCAGGCAAGGCCUGGGAGUGGGGAAAAGAUGACAAUGACAAUGUCCGAUUGGCCAGUGUAAUUCUGUCUCUGGAGGUAAAAUUGCAUCUGCUACAUAGCUACAUGAAUGUGAAGUGGAUCCCUGUCUCCUCUGAUGCACAGGCUCCUCUGGCCCAGCCUGAGUCCCCCACAGCCUCAGCUGGAGAUGAGCCCCGAUCCACUCCCGAGUCUGGUGAAUCAGACAAGGAGUCAGUAGGCAGUGGUUCUACCGGCAAUGAGGGCAGCAAGCGGAAGGACAAGUCAAAGCGAGACCGGGAGAAGGACAAGAAGAGAGCCGAUUCUGUGGCUAACAAACUGGGAAGCUUUGGCAAAACCUUGGGCAGCAAGCUGAAGAAGAACAUGGGAGGCCUGAUGCACAGCAAGGGCUCUAAGCCUGGAGGGGUGGGGAGCGGGUCGGGAAUAAGCAGUGGCACUGAAACACUGGAGAAAAAGAAGAAAAACUCACUGAAGAGCUGGAAGGGUGGCAAGGAGGAGGCAGCUGGGGAUGGGCCUCUGUCGGAGAAGCUCACAUCUGAGUCAAUUGGGAAUGGAGGGAGCAAGUAUAGCCAGGAGGUUAUGCAAAGCCUGAGCAUUAUGCGGAUUGCAAUGCAAGGGGAGGGAAAGUUUAUUUUUGUUGGAACCCUGAAGAUGGGUCACCGCCACCAAUAUCAGGAGGAAAUGAUCCAGCGCUACCUUUCUGAUGCCGAGGAGAGGUUCCUGGCAGAGCAGAAGCAGAAAGAGGCAGAGAGGAAGAUCAUGAAUGGAGGGUUAGGUAGCGGGCCUCCUCCAGCCAAAAAACCAGAGCCAGAUGGUGGGGAGGAGCAGCUGACUGCCCCCUCAGAGUCCAAGGCAAUGGCAUUCUCUACUGGCUACCCUGGGGGCUUCACUAUCCCUCGCCCUUCUGGGGGUGGAGUCCACUGCCAGGAACCCAGGAGGCAGUUGGCAGGGGGUCCAUGUGGGGGAGGCCUUCCACCCUAUGCCACCUUCCCCAGACAGUGCCCUCCUGGGCGACCCUAUGCCCACCAGGACAACAUCUCUUCUCUGGAGCCAGGCAAGGAUGGAGUUCACAGGGGUGCAUUGCUACCACCCCCCUUCCGCGUGGCUGAUUCCUAUAGCAACGGCUACAGAGAGCCCCCUGAGCCAGAUGGAUGGUCUGGAGGUCCCCGGGGGCUUCCCCCAACCCAGACCAAAUGUAAACAACCGAGCUGCAGCUUCUACGGACACCCUGAGACAAACAACUUCUGCUCUUGCUGUUACAGGGAAGAACUGAGAAGGAGGGAGCGUGAGCCCAGCGGGGAGCUGCUGGUGCACAGGUUCUGAAUGGGUAGAACCUUGGAGGGCAAGGGGCUUAACAAAGAAAGUUCAGCUCAACUCAUUGGCUUAUCAAGACCCAGCCCCGGUGUUGAUGGGGCAAAUGCAGAAAUGUAUGUGGAAGCCUGGUUGGAAACUUUUACACGUGUGUGCGCUGGAGUGCUGCCAGACUGGCAAGAGCAGGACAGGGCUGGAUGGUGCCCAAAGGGCUGUACUAUUCCUUUGCAGAGCUGGACUUAAUGGGACUAAGGAGAUACAACGAUGGAGAGAUGUUGGUUCUCUUAACCCUUUGGGUCCCAUCCCAGAACCUAAGGGAAAGUAGUAAGGGAAUGUUUGGUGUGUGUGGGUGGGAGGUGGGCAGAUAUCUUGGGGAAGAACAGGUAAAGGAGGCUCAGUGGAUUAAAGAGAAAAAAAUUAUAAGCAGACCAAAGUUCUUUUAGGUUGG